Molecule: messenger RNA, 2058 nt
Organism: Plutella xylostella (diamondback moth)
Lineage: Eukaryota; Metazoa; Arthropoda; Insecta; Lepidoptera; Plutellidae
Product: cytochrome b5-related protein
Biological process (GO): lipid metabolic process
Molecular function (GO): heme binding
Source: RefSeq, a predicted model, not a curated record
GUUACUGCGCGCACGCACCGCAGUCACGGCCAAUCACCGACAAGCAACGAUUGUGUUUUAAUUUAAAUCUAUUUAUAAAUAAACUGAAUAAAAAGUUUGCCUGUAUGAAAUAGUUAAAACGUAUAACACCUAAAAUAAGAUUAAUAAGUGACUUAUGUGAUUGAGUUGGAGUGUGGAUUUUUGUUUAAUUUAUGCGCCAGCAAUGGCGCCCGACCCGGACGGUCGCCAGGCCAGCUUCCCGCAACUUCCCUACCCCGCGCUGCGCUCGGCCGCCCCCCGCUCCCCGCAGCAGUGGCUGCGCGGGAAGCAGCAGCAGGACGGGGCUGAAGGGCUGUGGCGAGUGCAUGACGGGCUCUAUGAUUUGAGCGAGUUUGUGGGGUUGCAUCCUGGAGGGGACCUGUGGAUACAGAGUACUAAGGGCACAGAUAUAACAGAGGCCUUCGAGUCGCACCACCUGCACGGCGUGGCCGAGCCCCUCCUGCCCAAGUACUUCGUCCGAGACGCGAGGGAACCCCGAAACUCACCCUUCACCUUCAAGGAAGAUGGAUUCUAUAAGACGCUCAAGCUCAAGGCUAUGCAGAAGAUGAAGGAAUUCCCAGCAGGGGCCAGAAGCAAGAGUGAUCGCGUCACUGACUCUUUGCUCCUACUGUUUCUCAUCAUCACUCCUAUAACCUGCUGGUCUUUUACGAAGAGUUUUCUGUUAGGAGCCAGUUUGCUCCUCCUCAAUGGACUGGUCAUGAGUCUCAUGACAAUUUGCGCCCACAAUUAUUUCCACAGAAAGGACAACUGGAGGAUGUAUAUUUUCAACCUCAGCGGACUGUCUUACGCAGACUGGCGCGUAUCGCACGCGAUGUCCCACCACCUCUACACCAACACGGUCCAGGACAUCGAGCUGAGCAUGCUGGAGCCGUUCCUCUACUACCUGCCGAGUGGAGACAAGUCGCUGGUGAACCAGCUGGCCGCGGUGUACUGGCCACUCAUCUUCCCGUUUACUUCUGUGGGGUGUAUGGUUAAAGAAUUGAUAGCAGGCCUCACAAACUUGGAAGGCAAGAAGCUACAAUUAUCAAAUGCCAUUCCUCUGUUUGUGCCAGCCUGGAUGUACUUCGUAGGAGGCCUUCCCUUACUGCCAACAGUCGGGCUAUGGAUCUCCUGCAUGUUGGUAUCAAGUUUCUUCUUCAUGGUAUUUGGUCUGACCGCUGGGCACCAUGGAAAUGAGAAUUUCUUUGAAGGUGAUAUACCGAGAGACACGACGCUCGACUGGGGCCUCCACCAGCUAGACGCCAUCGUGGAGAGAGUGGAGUACUCCGGCCACGGAAACCACUUCAUGUCGCUAACUGGCUUCGGGGACCAUGCUCUGCACCAUUUGUUCCCGACCUUGGACCACGCGGAGUUAGAGUUCCUGUACCCAACGUUGGUCCAUCACUGCGAGAAGUAUGACACGGAGUUGCGCAUGACCACGUUUCCACAAGCGGUUGUCAGUCAAGCCAAGCAGCUGGCCCGUAAGAAGCAAAAUAAUUUUAGAGCGAAGACUGCAAUGCCUAAAUAGUGAUUUAAAGGGGUUUCUUUUUUAUAAUGUGUAUUUUAGUUCGGUGGUAUUCUGUAACCAAUUUCAGAAUACCGAGUGAUACAAUUUUGGCCUGUUAAAAAGUAGUCAAAUCAACAGUAGGCCUAAGUAUAGUACUACGAUAGACAAAAAAUACUAACUGUUGACAUACUUCUACACGUUUACAUACAUAAUAAUAUAUGUCGACUAUAAUCCUGAAUAGACAGAAUUGGUGAGGUGGCUGGCCAGCGAGGCACUCGCACUUCGCUCAACCGCAAGAGUCUCAGAUGUGGAGGUUUCCCACUUAUCCAGGUUUUACUACUUUUAGGUAGUGAGUGUAUAACACACGUUUCUAAUUUAUAAGUUACUAAAUACAUAGAAACAUAGGUUAAAUGGUACAGGGUAUUUUGUUAUGAUAUGACAGAAAUAAUGCAUUGUUUUAUUGCACAGGUGAAGAAAGGCUGUGAUUUAGGUUUUUAAAUUAAUAAAAUAAAUAUAAUACUACCUACUAUAAA